Molecule: messenger RNA, 3830 nt
Organism: Thamnophis elegans (Western terrestrial garter snake)
Lineage: Eukaryota; Metazoa; Chordata; Lepidosauria; Squamata; Natricidae
Product: insulin receptor substrate 1-like
Exons: 4
Coding region: 1222-3225 (667 amino acids)
Biological process (GO): insulin receptor signaling pathway
Cellular component (GO): cytosol; plasma membrane
Molecular function (GO): insulin receptor binding; phosphatidylinositol 3-kinase binding
Source: RefSeq, a predicted model, not a curated record
GGCUACUCCGGAGCCCCCCAGCCGGGCAGGGGGCGCGUCGGGGGGCCAGGCAGGCAGUUGGGCUCCCCCGGCGCGCCCAGCACCAGGCGUGCGGUGGAGUGGGGGGGGUUCCGGGGGUCGGCCGGACCUGGGCCACGCCUCGCGCCUCUCCUGACCUGCAGCCGGGCCGAGAGGUGGGGCGGCCACUCGCGUCCCGGGGAGGGCGCCAGGCCGGGGGCGCUAGGACCGCGGCGGUGGCGGCGGCCCGCCCGGGAUGCGGCAGCGCUGUGUAUAAAGUCGGCCCGGGGGGAGCAGGGCGGGUCGGCCCUCCGCCUCCCGCAGCCCCGCGCGCGCCCGGGACCCUCCGCUGCUGGAGCCGCCGGGCGCGCAGGGCCGUCGAGCCCCCCGGGCGGCCGGAGUGGGGGUCUACGAGGCCGCUGGGUCCGUCGCCCUCGGCGGGACGGGGCGGGGGACGGGCUUGGCACCAGACGGCUCCGAGGCCCGCGGAGGUUUGGCCUGCGGGGGUCCCGCGCCGGGACAAGCAGGGAUUUUGCUCCUCCGCGCAGCUCCCGAAGGCGAAGGGGACCCUGGAGCCGAAGGCACAGAAGAGCCGCCAAGUUUCCCAAACUGGCAAAAGCUGACAUUUUAUUCCUCUGCCCUUCUCCCUCCUCUCCUCCUCCUCCUCCUCCGCUCGGCAUGUGACUUUUAUUAAAUCCCAACUUCUUGCAAAGCCAGCAGACCCCGGAGCCAGCCAGGACGGGUCCCUGCAAGCCGGAGGCACGGAUGGGGCCUUGUUAGAGGAUCUGGGGGGGGGGGGGAUCCCCCCAGCCUUCCUGGUGGUGAGGGGCCUUUGCUUCUUUUUUUCUGUUUUUUUGAACUCUGCUGAGGGUUUUUGGGAGGGUGAGGAAGGGGAAUAAUUUUCUGGACUUUCCCAAGCAAGCUCCCCCCGCCCCCCCCCCCCCAAUUAACUUCUGAAAGGAUCCCUUGGCCUGAGACGACCAGGGGGCUGAACAGGGGCCUCUUCAGCAUCUCAGCGGCCCAGGAAGCGGAUUUGCCUGGCUCUUCUGCGGCAGAGGAGAGCCGAGCCCCCUCCCCUUGGUGCAUGGGGCAGCCGCAGGUGGUCCUCGGGGCCGGUAUCUGGGCAGAAGGGUCCUUUCCUGCCUGCCCCUCAACUCCGCUCCGCCCAAGAGGGAUGCAGAGUGGCAGCCCCCCCACCUCCACCCUCCGCUUGGCCCCCACACCAUGGACCCUGGGAACGACCCCCCCCUCUUGGCCGACGUCCGCCUGUGCGGCUACCUGCGCAAGCAGAAAUCCCGCCGCCGACGCUACUUCGUGCUGCGCUGUGGCGGGGAGCGAGGGCCCCCCCGGCUGGAGUAUUAUGAGAACGAGAAGAAAUUCCGGGCGGGGGGCCUCUGCUCGCGCCCCAAGAAGACCCUCCCCCUGGAGGGCAUGCUGACCAUCAACAAGCGGGCCGACGCCCGGCACCAGCACCUGAUCGUCCUCUGUGGGCGCGAGGGCACCUUUGGCGUGGCCGCCGAGAGCGCCGAGCAGCAGCAGGCCUGGUACCUGGCCAUGGUGGAGCUGCAUGGAAAGGGAACAGCCCCCUCGGAGGGGGACCGGGAGGCAGCCUUCAAGGAGGUCUGGCAGGUCAGCCUGCGCCCGAGGGGCCUGGGCCACUCCCGGAACCUGGCCGGCGUCUACCUGCUGUGCCUGACCGAGAAGACGGUCAGCUUGGUGAGGCUGAACUCGGACGAGGCCGCCGUGGUGCUGCAGCUGCUCAACAUCCGGCGCUGCGGCCACUCGGAGAACUACUUCUUCAUGGAGGUGGGCCGCUCGGCGGCCACGGGGCCCGGGGAGCUCUGGAUGCAGGUGGAGGACCUGGUGGUGGCCCAGAACAUGCACGAGACCAUCCUGGACGCCAUGAAGGCCCUCAGCGAGGACUUCCGGGGGCCCGGCAGGGGACAGGCGCUGCCUUCCACCCCCAUCCUGGUGCCUGCCCGCCGUCAGCCCCACAGCAACCCUCCUCCCGGCCAAGGCGCCUUCCCUUGGAGGAGCCGCCCCGAGGGUGGUGGGACGCCCUCUUUGGGGUGGAGCCCCACGUCCCCGGGGCCAAAGAAGCCAGCGGCCAGGAAGCCGGACUCCUUGAGCGACUACAGUGCCAUGUCGUCCGACGAAGGCGGCUCCAGCCCAGGGGAGCUGCGGCCCCCCAGCACGCCCGACCCCCUGAGCGCCAUGGUGGUGGAGGGGGAGCUAGACUACAUCAGUAUGGGCCAGCGGGCCUCCCUCGGCGGGGCCGGCCUGCCCAAGUGGCCCUCGGAAGGCCUGGCCAGCAAGCGGGCAUCUCUGCCUCCGCUGCUGCUGGGCAAGGGGACCCCUGGCCUCCUGCGUCGCAGGCGGAGCGCCAACCCUGCCGCCGUUUCGGCCAGCUAUCCCGAGGGACUGAACCUCCACGGCGCAGAGCCCGGGUACAUGGCCAUGCUGCCAGGGGUGGCCCUGGGCCCCGAGGAGCAGGACUACGUCCCCAUGACGCCCAGCAGCGUCUCUCCGCCCCGGGAAAGCGGGGGCUACAUGCUGAUGUCCCCCAGCAGGAGCUGCUCCCCGGACAGGAUGGGCCAGUGGGCUCCGGGGGGCAGGGAGAGCAAGUCUCCCGCCGGGGAGUACGUGAACAUGUCUCCGGCUGGGCAGGCAGCCCCAGACGUCCCCUCGGAGCCCUUGCUGCUGCCCCUCCCGAGCCCCCCUCCCGUCUUCUCCCCACCACACUCCUUCAGGCGUGGCCGCAGAGCCCCCUGGCCCCCCGCUGGCCCCCGGCGCCUCUCCUGCUCCUCCUCAACCAGCUCGGAGAGCCUGGAAGAGGCUGCCCGCUACCCCCUCAGCCUGUUUGCUGACCCGCCCGGAGGUGCCAAGGUAGCCGCCUCGUGCUCGGGAGCCAACUACGUCAACCUGUCGCUCCGAGGGACGCCGGCAGACGCCAGCCAGGUGCCAGCCCCCGAUAGCUCCGCCAAGCUGCUGCCACUGCCACCGUUUGCGGGUUGCCCGUGCGCAGCCGAGGGGGACGCCUCCCCACUGGGCCCGGACCCGAGGGAGAGCGGGCUGAACUACAUCGACCUGGACCUGACCCUCCCUCUGCGCCCGUCUACCGGCCCCUGCCAGGCGGGGACGCCCCACAGCUACGCCAGCAUUAACUUCCAGCGCCUGGGGGAGCUGCCAGCGCCGGAGCCAAGCCCCAAGGGGCCUCCAGAACUCUGACCUUCUGCCGGGAGCUGCAAGGCAGUUCAACAUGGGACGGCCUCCCCCUCCUCUCCCUCUGCGGCUGGACACCAUCGUUGCUCCCCCUCCCAGCCCUGCGCCCAUGGCAGGUUGGGGGCGGGGGAGGCCUGAAGCCCCCCCCCCCCCCAGAGGACUCCUGCCAUGCUGUUCCUGUGCCUCCUGUACACCAAAGAUGGACUGGGGGAGGGGGGCGUGCCUGGCCCUGGGUUUCGGGGUGCGCAAAGAGGGGGGGGGACGGCCCUAAAGCCCUUCUGGCUGGGAAUGAGGGAAAGGAUUUGUGGCUUUGUGCCUUGGGACCCCCCCUCCCCCACCCUCGUAACCUCCUGUCCCCCUCCCCAAAUGCCAGCUGCAUUCCUCCUGACUAGCCUUCACAUGCAAGGCUGGUUGCCUCCUCCCCUCCCUUUUGCUGCUGCUGCAUUUUGCACAGGCCUGGCCCCACCGGCCUCUUUGGGGUGGGGGUGCAGCCUCCUCCCCCCCCCCUCGCCCAGACCCCCGUUGUCUGGGCUGGCCAAAGAAACCCUGCUCCUUUCUGUGCCUGCUUUCUGGGCUUCGAAAUAAAGACCUUUUUAAGUAUGGAAGGAAAA